AUGUACACCCCCAGCAUCCAUCUAAACCACAGCACCAAACACAACGGCAACAAAGCCUUAACCUUUAUUUCCAAAAACGUGGGAACAAUCAACGAUGCAAUUGGAGACAACAUUGUUAAACAUCUGGGAACAUGGUAUCGCGGUAAAUACAUCGCUACGAAGAGUGAAUUGCGGAAUUUGGUUACGGUGGAGAAUGGGAGUGCGGCGGCUUCGAGGGGGGAGGCGAUCGAUGAGGGGCUGAAGAUGUUGGGGAUUGUUAGUAGGAAUGUUAGGUGGAGUCUCGAGGAUUUGGUGGGAGGGUAUGGGGAUGGUUGGUGGAGUGUUUGGAUGGGGGAUUGUAAUGAUUUAUCAUCCAAUAUAUUUUCAUCUAAGUAA
Messenger RNA from Sclerotinia sclerotiorum 1980 UF-70, 375 nucleotides. RefSeq lists its product with no specific name. Lineage: Eukaryota; Fungi; Ascomycota; Leotiomycetes; Helotiales; Sclerotiniaceae. The record is from RefSeq and is a predicted model, not a curated record. The coding region runs from base 1 to 375 and encodes 124 amino acids. The transcript has 2 exons.